AUGGCUGCAUUUUUCCAGGCUGGCCCAGCUGCAGCAAAUUCUACCACAACGGCAACGACAACGCACAUACCUGUCACAAAGCUGCACCCAAACACAACUACUGGUUCUGUGCUUUCCACAACCUCUAUGGUGCCACCAGCUGGUUCUCCUUCAGGAUUGCAACAGAAGGAGGUAGUUACUAUUGCUUGGUUUUUAUCGAUCGAUCAGCCUGCAUUAUCCAAAUCUUCUAGAAGAAGCGAUCUUAUUGGUGGAACAGCCCGUUGGAGAUUAGCUGCAUCCCAGCAAAGUGGGGCUGGACCACAGCAAACUGCUGCCAGUUAUGCGCCAAUGGGUGGUGCACGACAGAUGAACGGCGCUAAUGGAUUGGACACCCCUGGCCCGGAUAGACUGGAUUGGGAACGACAAUUCUUUGAUGAUACUGAAGCUACAGUAAGCGUUUUUGAAUUUUUGAAUAUCGGUUUUUUAUGCGGUGAAAUCGUUAUGUUAUAA
Messenger RNA from Strongylus vulgaris, 489 nucleotides. The record is from the annotation of a GenBank genome assembly. Lineage: Eukaryota; Metazoa; Nematoda; Chromadorea; Rhabditida; Strongylidae.